AUGGAACCCCAGCUUCCGCCAACCACCUCUGUCAAACUUGGCAAGGUCUCCCUUGAGCGCGUCACAUGGCUCCUCCUUGGCCUUCUUGGCCAUGUCAAACAUCUCAAGCAAGAAAUUGCCAAAAUCAAGGAAGCAGGGGUUGAAACCCAGACAAACAUUGAAAACAUAUCCCAAACCAUUGAUGUUGUCAAGGAUGGGCUCAGAAGCCUCCAACUUCAAGGGCCCCAAACACCCAUAGGCCCCCAAGCAAAAGCUGUGGAAGAAACACCACACCCCUUACCAAAAGCCAAGCCUAUUGGAUUGGCUACCUACCCCAAGAAGAGCUGCUCCCCCGCAAGUCCCAUCUCCCCCUCCAUCUCUGCAUCUCUGUUACAACCUCCUUACAUAUACCAUUAG
Rhizoctonia solani is the source of this 396-nucleotide messenger RNA. RefSeq lists its product as uncharacterized. The coding region runs from base 1 to 396 and encodes 131 amino acids. Lineage: Eukaryota; Fungi; Basidiomycota; Agaricomycetes; Cantharellales; Ceratobasidiaceae. The transcript is spliced from 2 exons. The record is from RefSeq and is a predicted model, not a curated record.